Molecule: messenger RNA, 1512 nt
Organism: Aspergillus niger
Lineage: Eukaryota; Fungi; Ascomycota; Eurotiomycetes; Eurotiales; Aspergillaceae
Exons: 4
Coding region: 1-1512 (503 amino acids)
Biological process (GO): aldehyde metabolic process
Cellular component (GO): cytoplasm
Molecular function (GO): aldehyde dehydrogenase (NAD+) activity
Source: RefSeq, a predicted model, not a curated record
AUGGCUUUUACCACCGAGGUGGAGUUUGACCAGGCAUAUGCCAGUGUCCGAGCCGCCUUCACCUCGGGUCGCACGAAGAGCAAAGAUUGGAGACGCCAUCAGCUCAAGAGAGCCUGGUGGAUGGUCGAGGAUAACAAGAGUCGCAUUCUUGAUGCCCUUCGUGCCGACUUAAACAAGCAUCCUCUGGAAGCUAUGCUGGGGGAACUUACGGGCCUCCAGAAUGACAUUUUGCGUACCCUUGACAAGCUGGACGAAUGGACGAAGGAUGAGAAGCCUACACGAUGGGAUCCCAUCAACUUCUUGGGCGGAACAGUAGUCCGUCAAGAGCCAUUGGGCGUGUCAUUGAUUAUUGGCGCUUGGAACUUCCCUUUCAUGCUGACAUUACAACCCUUGGUCGCUGCCAUUGCCGCUGGCUGUGCGGUGGUUCUAAAGCCAUCCGAGGUUGCACAAGCCUCUCAGGAUCUCCUGAUGGAAAUCAUCCCUAAAUACCUGGAUCGCGACGCCAUUCAAUGCAUCAGUGCAGGGCCUUUGGAAAUGAAGCAUAUUCUUGAAACUCGCCAAGAUUGUGUAUACUGCUGCUGCCAAACAUUUGACACCGGUCACUUUGGAAUUGGGAGCCAAGGGCCUGCAAUUGUUGCUCCUUCUGCGGACAUUGACCUCGCGGCGAAACAUGUUGCUUGGGCUAAGUUUAUGAACGCUGGACAGGUUUGCAUUAACGUGAAUCACGUCCUCAUCGACCCCAGAAUACGUGAAGCUUUUGUAACAAGACUGAUCCACUACUUCGAUGAGUUCACUGGCGGUCGAGAGAACCAACCAGACUACUGCAGUCGCAUCAUUAAUGAGCGAAAUUUCGAUCGUCUUGAGUCUCUUCUCGAUAGAACAUCCGGCAAGGUCAUUUACGGUGGAAUUCGCAACCGCCAAACUCGAUACUUCGGACCUACCAUUGUCGUGGACGUCAAUCCUGAUGAUUCUCUCCUAUCUGAAGAACUUUUCGGUCCCAUUCUGCCCAUCAUUGAUGCGGACCUUGAUGCCGCCAUCUCUUUCACUCGCAGUAAUGAGCACCCCUUAGCUCUCUACGCCUUUACCAACGUUGAGUCUGAGAAGACGCGCAUUCAGAACGAGACUGUUUCUGGUGGUGUGACAUUUAAUGACUGUAUCCUUCAUGCCGCUGCUCUUGAUGCACCUUUUGGUGGUGUAGGAAACUCAGGUAUUGGUUCCUAUCAUGGCAAGUACGGAAUCCUUGCUUUCUCGCAUCUUCGCACGUAUGCGAAUGCUAUUCCAACUUGGAUAGAAGGGGUUAUGGGUGCAAGAUAUCCUCCUUAUUCUGACGCAAACAUGAGGAAGCUAUCACCGCCUGUCAAGGCGCCUUUUGAUCGAGAAGGGAAUGAUAUAACUUCUCGCAGCAAAGUCCUGAGUACUGCGGCCACUCUGGCAGUUCUUGGUUUUUCAGUUUGGAUGUUCGGAGCGAGGGAGAAGCUACCGCCUUAUGCAAAGAACUGGUUGAGGAAGUGA